CCACUUCCAGUAUCGAGCCGGCAUGGACGCCCACCACCACCACCAGCAUCGACAGCAACAGCAGCAGCAGCUUCACCAGCAGCAAUUGGCCAUGGCGGGCGCGUACCUGCCCGCGGGCGUGGAUCUGCACGCGAUGGCGGCCGUGCAGCCGCUGCCGCCGCCCGUCGACACGAGCAUGGCCAUGGCCAUGGCAGCAGCAGGCGAAGACCUGCUCCAGGACGUCAAGUUCGGCGCGGAGCCGGCGUCUCCAGCGCCGUCGUCCGUGUCGUCCAAGGAGAAAUGGCAGCAGAAGCGCCAUGUGUGCACCAAUGCCGAGUGCGGCAAGAGCUUCGACUCCAAGUGGGCGCUCAUCCGACACAUUCGUGUGCACACGGGCGAGAAGCCAUUCCCGUGCACCUUUCCGUCCUGCGACAAAUCGUUCGCGGAGAAGUCGGCCAUGACGCGUCACUUGCAGACGCAUUCCCGUGACAAGCCCUACAAGUGCACGUACGCGGACUGCUCCAAGAGCUUCAAGGGCAAGGACUACUUGGAGUUCCACCUAAAGAUCCACGCUGAAGGCAACCCGUACGCCUGCGAUCACCCGACGUGCUCCAAGACAUUUUGCAGCCCCAAGAGUCUAAAGAAGCACAUUAGGUUGUGGCACAACCCGGGAGGCAAGAGCACCUCGAUGGAGCAGCAGCUGAGAGAGCGCAUCAUCAAGAUGGCCACGCGCAACAAAGAGAAGACGCGUAAGUUUGAGUCCACCAUUCGAACGCUUAUGGCGGAGAAUGAGGCUCUCAAGAGGAGGAUCCUUGAGCUUGAGAAUCAUCAGCAACAUCAGCAACGAUUGUAG
Phytophthora sojae is the source of this 832-nucleotide messenger RNA. RefSeq lists its product as hypothetical. The coding region runs from base 23 to 832 and encodes 269 amino acids. The transcript is spliced from 3 exons. Gene Ontology annotation, molecular function: DNA-binding transcription factor activity, RNA polymerase II-specific; RNA polymerase II cis-regulatory region sequence-specific DNA binding. Gene Ontology annotation, biological process: regulation of transcription by RNA polymerase II. The record is from RefSeq and is a predicted model, not a curated record. NCBI's taxonomy places the organism in Eukaryota, Oomycota, Peronosporomycetes, Peronosporales, Peronosporaceae.